UGUCGAUUGGAAACACUGGAAAUUUGAUGAGGCUGCUAACGCGCUAAUAAAACACUGUGCUGAUUUUGUAUUUUCUUUUAAAACAAAACUGUGAAAAUAUUAAUUAAAAUAAUCGAAAAAGUGAGAAAACAAUGGCCUUAAAUACACCGAAACGUAUUCGGACUUUAGUUAGCCUGGCUAGUAGUCCACCAAACAGUGAAUACGGUUCUCCUCCGUGGCAUACAAUAAACAGUCCAAGUUCAACAUGCGGAUCGCCAGAAUUUGUUGUAAAUCAACAAGUUGAGAAAAAUGAAAACCGAAGAGGUAGGCCUCGGUCCGAAGCCCUAACAACUCUAAUGAUCGAAGGUUCAUCGAGUCCAUCGUCAAUAAAGUGUGGCUAUUGUAACCGGGUAUUUCCACGGGAGAAAAGCCUACAGGCUCAUUUACGAACUCAUACUGGCGAACGUCCACAUCCAUGUGACUAUCCAGGCUGCACACGCGCAUUUACACAGAGCGGUCAAUUGAAAACGCAUCAACGUCUACACACCGGUGAACGGCCGUUUGUCUGUUCCGUUCCGAAUUGUCAGCAGCGAUUUACCCACGCCAACCGUCACUGUCCCGAUCAUCCCUACGAUCAACUAAAGCGGUGCGACGAUUUCGUUAUCCAAGCGGUGUCCGAACAGAACAGCGAAGUCAUCAAGUGGCUCGAGAAAUAUCGAAUGGAAAAGGAGGAACGUACACCAACCAGAAAGACACCGAAACGGUCAAAAGAACUGCAACGUGAUAACAAUGAAAACAGUGAAUGUCCGACCACACCAAGUAAUCCGUUCAAAAGCCGCAAAGGUCUAAUGGUCGAAUUGGAUAUGAACGCUGGCUUGUCCAGUCCAAUUACAACGAAAAUAAAAGCAACACCGAAAGUGAUUCAAUACAACGAUUUGCAGCUGCGUGACGAGGAUUCGGCAGAUGAGGAAGAAGGAGCAGCACCAGCGUCGUCGACUUUUAAUCCGAAGAAACGGUGGAUACGUGAGGCUUGGCAUGACGAUCUGGCUAAACCGUUAGAAACGACCACACACACUCAGGGAAAGCAAGUGAAUCCGAAUGAAAUGCGACCGACAGUCUUGAUGGUUGCCAGCAAGGACAGAACGAUGCCUUUAAUAGAUGUAGGAUCGGCGGUUGCUGAUAUUUCAAAAAAUUUAGUUACGCCUCACCACCAUACUCACGAAUAUGUUGAACCUCAUCCGAACGUAGCAUUUACGAAUUAUUGCCAGCCCAGCUACGAAUCACCUGCGGGAAAUCGUAAAUGGAUGGGCGCGUUGGCUUUGAUGCAGCUGGCAAGUGAUGAAGAUAAGAAUGACCGACAGGCGAUACAGGACUAUUACGCGUAUCAAUCGCCAGACCGAUACACUCACCUGUAAUAUUUGGAUGAAAGCCUGCUCGGUUCGGAUGGUGGGUGUUAAUUCAGGGUAAUUUUUAGAUUAUGUUUCCUAUCAUUCAUAACGUGAUUAAGUUUAAAAAUGUUUUGGCUAGUGCGAUUGUAUAUAAGUUAUACGCGAUAUAGGAGUUACUGUAAUGCAAGCUUCGCCGAUCGUAAAUGAUUCGAAUAUCUUUGAUUCGCUCACGGUUUACUAACACAGCGUUAAUCUUAAAUCUUGGUGAGCAAUUUUUACAAAAAAAAAAGUUUUUGUGAUCCCAUGUAAAGAUGCCACCAUUCUUGCUAGCUUUUGUACGAAUAACUACGUUACACAGCCGACAAAAUUAUCAGAAAUUUUUUUUCUAAUUCGAUGUGUCCUCUGUAACCCACAAAUGUUAUCCUUUUCAUUUACAUUGGUCUGAAAAUGGUGAAUGUGCGCGCGCUCAUCUAAAUGCUUCCGAAUCUAAAAAAAUAAAGUGUCUAACGUAGUUUCGUUAGCUGUAGUGAGAUCGUUGACACAGCGCUCGUGUUCCUUAACUUUUCCAUUGUUUAUCCACAUCCAUACACAACACUUCAGGACUUCAUGGCAUUUCCAAUUCCUCGAUUAAUUUCAAGUACAUUUUUCUGGAAAACAGUGAACAUUUUGAGGAAAAGCGAGAAAAUUCAAGAAAAAUUGGGAAAACGUCUUUCCAAAAAUAGUCACUGGUUUGAAGAGAAAGUUCAAAUAGCUGCCAAAGGCCUUUGAAAAGCCUUCAUUUUUUGUUAGGAUAUUUUAUUCGCAAGGAAGAUGCAUGCCAGGACUGGCCCCAAGGUCAUUCGGUCAAUGCUCAAAGUGCUUUUUAUUUUUUGUAUGGAUUAAGGGCAAUGAAGAGCUCUUUACAAAUUUCCCCCAUACCAAGCCCGAAGGGUUUUUUCGAGCCUGAAGAUGGUUAAGCAAAUACAAAAAAGGAUGCUCAAUACUUCGAAAAGGCGAUGCAUCGGUGAAGAAUUCGUUAAUGCCAAAUUGAUUUUUUUUCCUGUGAUCAGGCUUUCAGUGAAAAUUUUUGGCCCAGAAAAAGUUUUUGUGAAUUGAAACAAAAAUGAGCUACGACUGGAUUAUAUAUUCUUCCCAUGUGAUACUAUUGAAACCAAAAUAUUGA
Molecule: messenger RNA, 2529 nt
Organism: Bradysia coprophila
Lineage: Eukaryota; Metazoa; Arthropoda; Insecta; Diptera; Sciaridae
Biological process (GO): regulation of transcription by RNA polymerase II
Cellular component (GO): chromatin; PcG protein complex; transcription regulator complex
Molecular function (GO): RNA polymerase II cis-regulatory region sequence-specific DNA binding; DNA-binding transcription factor activity, RNA polymerase II-specific
Source: RefSeq, a predicted model, not a curated record